UAAAAUUUCAAACAAAUACUAAGCAUGGAGAAUUACGAGAAAAUUAAGAAAAUAGGGCAAGGCACAUUUGGAAAUGUGUGGAAGGUCAGAAGGAAAUCAGACAGUAAAGAAGUGGUCUGGAAAGAGCUUGACUAUGGCAACAUGAGUGAUAAAGAGAAGAAACAGCUAGUCUCUGAAGUUAACAUCCUCAGAGACCUCAAGCAUCCCAAUAUAGUCAGAUAUUACGACAGAAUUAUUGAUAAAGAAAACACAAAGAUAUUUAUUAUAAUGGAAUACUGAAAGGGAGGAGACAUCUCACAUCUUAUCAAACGUUGAAUCGAAGGAGGCCAACAUAUCCCAGAAGAUCAGAUUUGGAAGAUCUUCACUCAGAUUAUUGAAGCUUUGUAUGAGUGCCAUAAUCGUAAAUCUGGGAAAAUUCUACACAGAGAUAUCAAGCCAGGAAAUCUCUUUCUUGAUACUGAAAAUAAUGUAAAGCUCGGAGACUUUGGAUUAGCUAGAAUCAUGGGAAAAGAGAGUCUGUAUGCUUAUACUAAUGUUGGGACACCUUAUUAUAUGAGUCCCGAACAGAUCAAUGAGAACAAAUAUAAUGAAAAGUCUGACAUAUGGUCAACAGGUUGAAUUUUAUAUGAAAUUGCUUCCUUAAAGCCUCCUUUUGAAGCCUCUACCCAGAUGGCUCUAGCUAAGAAAAUAAAUGAGGGAAAAUACAAUAGGUUACCUGUAAUUUAUUCUGAAGAAUUAUGGAGGGUGAUCAACCUGAUGAUGAACUCUGACCAGGAGAAAAGACCUUCAGUCCAAGACUUAGUCAACUUUCCUCAGGUCUCUCUGAGGCUUAGGGAGAAGCGCAUGAAAGAUCACUACUCUAAGCUGAAGAAGAGAGAGGAAGAACUCAAGAAGAAGGAGGCCAAAUACCUAGAACAAGAUAAUGAGAUUUUAAAUUUAAAAGAAAAGUUAAAAUUAAAAGACCAAGAAAUAGAAGACAAAGACAGGAUAAUAGAAGAACUAAUGGAAAAACUUGCUGGAAGCCAAAGAUCAUACGAGACUUCUAUUGAGACACCAAAGAUACUUGGAGAGAGGAAAUCUAGCUUGAGAGAUGGAAAUUCGAGGGUCCAAGAUUCUUCAUCAGGAUACUCAAGUUUGAAACAGGAGAUUCAAGAAUUGACCAGUAAACUUAGCUAUGAGACAAGCAUUCCCACAAGACUGAAAAAACAAGCCUCUUGACUUAGUAAAUAAGACCGACGAGCUAUCUGUCAAUACUUCUUGUGAGCGUGAAGCGAGAAGAGGAGUCACAGCCAAGCAUAAUUUAGGGUACAAAUCAUGUGAGAGAAAAAGAAGGACUUAUGAUACAAAAAUUAGCUCCCAUAAACCAUAUAACUACAAAGCAAGCUCUCGCCCAAGGCUCGCUGAUGGACUUGGCAAAGAAAAUGUGUCUCAAAACAGGUUGAACCAAAAGAAUUCUUGUGACCGAGGAAGUUUUACAAGGGAAGAAUAUACGACUCCUCCUUUUAAAUCAUAUAAAUCAAAAAUUUCAAAUAAUGAACAUGAAAGAGUGCGUACUACAUCUUAUAGGCCUCGUGCUGGAAUCUAUCCUACAGGCAAUACAAAACACAAAGGAUACAAGCAUGGCGAUGGAGGUAGCACUACUUACACCACAUCAAGGGAUGGUCAGUCUAAUGCUCUGAUUUUAAGAAGGGAGCUUAGUAAUAACUAA
Moneuplotes crassus is the source of this 1708-nucleotide messenger RNA. Lineage: Eukaryota; Ciliophora; Spirotrichea; Euplotida; Euplotidae. The record is from the annotation of a GenBank genome assembly.